Molecule: messenger RNA, 938 nt
Organism: Paramuricea clavata
Lineage: Eukaryota; Metazoa; Cnidaria; Anthozoa; Malacalcyonacea; Plexauridae
Source: the annotation of a GenBank genome assembly
AUGGGAGCCAGUUGGAUCAGAUUGUCAGUGCGAGUGCAACUUUGCAAACCAGAGAAAAAGCCCUGCCUAAAUGCCUUGGGAGGUUGGUCUGAGUGCACCAUUUGCUACAAUUUAGCUAGAUUAAAUUUCUAAAUUUGAUCAAUGAUAUAGUGAGGCUAUAAAAUGACACUUUAUCCAGUAAAUUUGAUUCAAUCUACAUGAAAUAAACCUCUGCAAUACCAUUUAUUAUUUCAUAUUCUUCUCCUGAAUAGAAAAUACUGGGCACACCCUCCUCAUUUCAUUGGAACUUGACAUUGUCGCUUUUUUGCAACAGGAUUGAGCAUUAUUCAAAAUGGAAAAAUUCCAACCUUUAUUGAUGGGGAAAUAAAGAAGAAAGUCUUCUCUGCUGAGGGGACUAAUGAAGCGUGUAUAUCCGAGUUGCAACAAGGUUUGAAGAAAGUUGGAAUAUAUCAAGUGAGUUUAGAACUGAUGUCAAAAAGUAUAUAUAAAAAUGUUGACUGAAAAGUGAUAAGCUGACCAGAGAAAUUAAGCCCCAAUUUCACCAAAAAGAUUAGAAAUUGUGGUUGGUAUCAACAAAAUUUAUCCAAUAUGAAAACUUUCCAAUAAUUAUACAUAUAUACAGUAGAUUUUGUUCUGCUGGGACCGAAAUUAUUUCCAUGCAGGUUGUUUCAAUUCACAGGUUGCUUCAGAGAACAAAUUAUAUAGUAUAUCUACACAAAAUAUAAGUUAUUCCAUUGCAUCUAUCUUUCUAGCUUGGCUGUAAACUUCCAAUAUUCUUGGAUCUUCUUAAACCUACCAGUACCCAGACCUUAACGAUGAGGAGUCUAACAAGCUUGUUGAAGACUACGUUCAGUGAAGAAGGGUCAAACAAGAGACAAUUCGAGAAUCAAAUCUACGCCGAAUUUCUUAAAUAUUUAAGACAAGUUGCAAGUAAGUAA